Rhipicephalus sanguineus (brown dog tick) is the source of this 1457-nucleotide messenger RNA. Its product is annotated as luciferin 4-monooxygenase. Gene Ontology annotation, molecular function: CoA-ligase activity. The transcript is spliced from 7 exons. Bases 782 to 1357 code for a protein of 191 amino acids. The record is from RefSeq and is a predicted model, not a curated record. Lineage: Eukaryota; Metazoa; Arthropoda; Arachnida; Ixodida; Ixodidae.
GACAUGCGGGCGCGCAUAGAGGAAGGCAUCGUGUACUCACCUUACACCUACACUCCACGCGCCGAAGAUCGGACGCUGAGCAGCUUCCUCAUGGAAGCGCUAACAGCCCAUGGAUCGAAGACAGCUUUGAAAGCAUUUGUAGUAGGUGAGAAAAGAUCCGGCUUCAAUGACGUCUCUGAAUUCAGCCGAAAUGACGAAUUACUGAACGAAGACGAAAAGUUUGACACAGGUGAUUGCAUAUUCGCGAAGUGGACCACGGGCACAAGUGCUGUACCUAAAGGCGUCGAAUAUAGUGAAGAACGCUUCCUCGGGCUAAUUUCGUGCCUUGCUGGUUGUGAAUUCCUUUCUUCGAAUGACAUCUUGCUGGGUGACUGGGCUAUUUGCUUUCUCCCGGAGUUCGGCAUGUGGCUUCUGGCACUCAGUCUUGGAUCUACCAUUGCGAUCAGCAAGACGUGCCAGGCUGUACCUCUUGACGUCUUCGACGUAAUAAAAGAUUGUAAGGCAGUUGCGAUGGUUACCAUUUUUCCGAGGCUAAGGCUGAUACUAGACUUUAUGAAAACAUCCCAAGACCGGGGCGAAGUUCUUAGAAAGGCAGUCAGAAGAAUUACUGUGAUCGCCACUAUGCCCACACCAGGCCUGGUAGAAGAGCUGACCAGUACUUUCCAGCUGGACGAACUUCGCACCAGCUAUGGAAUGACCGAAGCGGGAGGAUGCAUGACCCUUACUCCGAAAGGAGAUAAGUCCGUGUAAUAACGUGGGUUUUCCGAUACCUGGAACCAGGAUGAAGGUAAUCGAUCCAGAAAGCAGCAAGAUACUCGGACCCAUACAGUGCGGAGAGGUGCUCUUUGAUACACCGUGCGCUGCACUUCGGUACUGCGGGCAUCCUGAACCUACGGCCACCAUCACAGAUGAACAAGGGUGGAUAUAUACUGGUAACCUCGGUUACUACAACCACGAUGGGAGACUCUUUUUAUGUGGUCGCCUCAAGACGAUGAUGCUGUGCCAGAGGAGGAGAGUGUCUCCAGUUACUAUAGAACACUGCCUAAUAGAACAUACUGCCGUGCAAGAGGUAGCCGUAAUAGGCGUACCCGCGCCGGACGGUGACGAGUUCCCGGCUGCCGUGGUCAUCACAAAGCCGGGAUAUUCGCAGGACCAUCAACUCGCCGACGACCUGAAGCGUCACGUGGCUGAACGAAAGCCCUCCUGCAUGCACUUGCACGGUGGAGUCUACUUCGCCGACGCACUGCCGAAGAGCGCCCUUGGAAAAGCCAGGUCAGCCUCACUUCGAGAGCUUCUCGGAACGCUGCGCAGAAUGGACAGCGCGGGUGAAACUGCUUCUGGCGAUGUGAUGUACUAGAAAGGGUUUGGGUUUGGAACCCACUUCUCGAUGUCCUGCCUGCCAUCUCUCCACGCCAGGGCAUCGUCUUGACCAUCGCUAGCGCGUUUUAAUGUCUUAA